AUGGUGUGCGCCCACCACAGUUACACAUUCUCCUGCCCAGCAAUGGCCAUCCAAGCUGUGUUGGUGUCAAACUCCCUGCUGCCACAAGCAAAGAAACACUGUAUCCCCCUGCAUAGUAACUGGUUUCCUCUGGUUUUCAUAUCCUAUGGGUCUGCAGCGCUAAAAGCCGCAUUGGUCAUCCAGAACUGGUACCGAGGUUACAGUGCUCGGUUGAAGGCCAGACAACGCUAUGCCCUCACCAUCUUCCAGUCUAUCGAAUAUGCUGAUGAACAAGGCCAACUGCAGCUAUCCAACUUCUUUUCCUUCAUGUUGGAAAACUAUACACAUAUACACGAGAAAGACCCAGGUAAGUAAAAUGUUUUGUCUUUUGAAACGCAGUCAUUAAAUAUUGAAUUCACCCUCCAGGACUGCAAGGAUAGACAGGAGUAUGUCUCAUUCAUAGACGUCCCAGACUCCUAUAAUGGUCCUCGGCUGCAAUUUCCUCUCACCUUUACUGACAUUGAUAUACUUGUUGAGGCCUUCAGGCAACAACAGGUACUUCAUGCUCAUUAUGUCUUAGAAGUGCUCUUUGAAACAAAGAGAGUCCUGAAGCAAAUGCCGAACUUCACUCACGUAAAGACGUCUCCCUCCAAAGAGAUAACGAUCUGUGGUGAUUUGCAUGGGAAACUGGAUGAUCUUUUUUUGAUCUUCUAUAAGAAUGGUCUCCCCUCAAGGAGCAACUCAUAUAUUUUUAAUGGUGAUUUUGUAGAUCGAGGAAAACAUUCCAUAGAGAUCCUAAUGAUCCUGUUUGUGAGUUUUCUUGUCUACCCCAAUGACCUGCACUUGAACAGAGGGAACCAUGAAGAUUUUAUGAUGAAUCUGAGGUAUGGCUUCACAAAAGAAAUUUUGCAUAAAUAUAAGAUGCAUGGAAAGAAAAUCUUACAAAUCUUAGAAGACCUCUAUUCCUGGCUCCCAAUUGGUACAAUCAUUGACAAUGAAAUCCUGGUCAUACAUGGUGGGAUAUCAGAGUCCACAGACUUGAAUUUGCUCCACCGUAUAGAAAGAAACAAAAUGAAAUCUGUGCUGAUGCCACCAAUUCCCUUGGUUGAAGACCACAAUACUGACUUGAAGAAAAAUGAAGUAGGUGCAACUCUUAUACCUCAGGAACUCAAAACAAAUGGAUCCCUUUCUGAGCAGUUAACAAAGCAUGAAUGGGAACAGGUUAUCGAUAUUCUGUGGAGUGAUCCCAGAGGCAAAAGAGGCUGUUACCCAAACACAAGUCGAGGAGGGGGCUGCUAUUUUGGACCAGAUAUUACCUCCAAGGUUCUUAAUAAAUACCAGUUGAAGAUGCUCAUUAGGUCUCAUGAAUGUAAGCCCGAAGGGUAUGAAAUCUGCCACGAUGGGAAGGUUGUUACUGUAUUUUCUGCUUCUAAUUAUUAUGAAGAAGGCAGCAAUCGAGGAGCUUACAUCAAACUGUGUUGUGAUAUGACCCCUCGAUUUUUCCAGUACCAAGUAACUAGGACAACGUGCUCGAGGCCUCUUUACCAAAGGGUGAAUGCUAUUGAAAGUAGUGCCAUCAGGAUAUUGAAAGAGAGAAUGAUUUCACGAAAAACUGACCUCAUUCGUGCUUUCCAACUUCAAGACCGCAGUAAAUCAGGAAAACUUUCUGUGGGCCAGUGGGCUUUUUCCAUGGAGAACAUUUUGGGGCUGAACUUACCGUGGAGAUCCCUGAGUUCUCAUCUGGUAACCACAGACAAAAGUGGAAAUAUUAACUACAUGUCCAGCUUCCAGGAUAUCCACAUUCAGAAACCUGUGAAAGAGGCUCAAUCUACUCUAAUUGAAACUCUGUACAGAUACCGCUCUGACCUGCAAAUCAUCUUCAAUGUCAUUGACUCUGAUCACUCAGGCCUGAUUUCCAUGGAAGAAUUUCGUGCCAUGUGGAAACUCUUCAAUAGUCACUACAGCAUUCAUAUUGAUGAUUUUCAAGUUGAUGAGCUCGCUGAAAGAAUGGACUUAAACAAAGAUGGAAGCAUUGACUUUAAUGAGUUUCUAAAGGCUUUCUAUGUAGUGCAUAAAUUGGAUAAGUUGAACAAAUCAGAUGGCAACCCUCCUUAACAAGAACUAGGACUUUCCCUCCUGUAAACUCUUGGGCCGAAAUCACUGACGCCAUCUUUCCAGAACCCUUGUAAUUCAUAAUCAGUAGUAGAGAAAAGUAGACCCCCAUUCAUACCAUGAGCAGAUAUAUAAUGUGGGUUUCUGAAGUCCCCAUGAAGCGGUAAUUGGUAAAACUAGAUUAAAUGUCAGCUGAUAGUAUUUGGCUCCAGUGUUAGGACUCACACAGUGCCAGGUAGAAACUGGGUUUGAGCCUAGUGUUGGCCUCUUGGACCAGGAGACCAGAGCAGUUUGGAAACAUGUUGAAAGGAACCCACAGAGCACCAGAGAAAAGUGCAACAUGUGUCAGUGACUGAGGGAUGGGAGGAGGAAUACCAAACUAUUAAUGGAAUAAAAUAUGUCCAUCUUUAAACUCAAUCUUCUUUGGAGACCAUAAACCAGUGAUUCUCAAUCGUGGGGGAACCAUACUUGAGGGAUGGGGGCCAUAUCAGAUUCUUGGUGGGAGAGUAUUGUUUGAAAAAGCCUAUUUUUUCCUGUCUGUUGGAGAUACAAAGUGAACACAAUUCAGAUUGAACCCUAGAGUUAAUAUGGUUUGACACCUUCAUUGGUGAGAUGGGGCCUUGGUUAUGCAUACACUGUGCAAUUUAUUCUGCUAUUCCGAUUGCAUAUCAAACAUAAUAGAUUUCUCCUUAAAGGC
Molecule: messenger RNA, 2788 nt
Organism: Odobenus rosmarus divergens (Pacific walrus)
Lineage: Eukaryota; Metazoa; Chordata; Mammalia; Carnivora; Odobenidae
Gene: PPEF1
Product: protein phosphatase, EF-hand calcium binding domain 1
Exons: 16
Biological process (GO): detection of stimulus involved in sensory perception
Cellular component (GO): nucleus; cytosol
Molecular function (GO): manganese ion binding; calcium ion binding; protein binding
Source: RefSeq, a predicted model, not a curated record